Messenger RNA from Momordica charantia (bitter melon), 902 nucleotides. Its product is annotated as Carbohydrate-binding X8 domain superfamily protein. NCBI's taxonomy places the organism in Eukaryota, Viridiplantae, Streptophyta, Magnoliopsida, Cucurbitales, Cucurbitaceae. The record is from RefSeq and is a predicted model, not a curated record.
CAGCCGAAGCCUUUUUGAGUUUGGAAGAGAAACUGUCAACAGAGGCGUCAGAAUGAGAACAAAAAUCUGGGUUUUGCUUUUGGUUUUGGAGGCCAUGUUUCUGCUUCAAUGUUGCUUUCUGGGGGAAGGCAUGGCGGUGGAGGAGAAGGCGGAGGCAGCAAUGCCAGCGACGACAUUGUCGCCACCAGAAGGGAACGCGACGUUCCUUGAUGGAACGUCGUGGUGCGUGGCUCGGGCCGGGGCGUCUCAGAUCGAUCUGCAGAACGCGUUGGACUGGGCGUGUGGAUUGGGAAAGGCAGAUUGUAGAGCCAUUCAGAAGGGAGGGGCUUGUUAUCAACCAGACACACUCUUGUCCCAUGCAUCUUAUGCAUUCAAUAGCUUCUAUCAGCAGAAUGGCAACUCUGAUAUUGCUUGCAAUUUUGGUGGCUCUGCUACUUUAACCAAAAAAAAUCCAAGUUAUGGAAAAUGUGACUAUUCAGCAUCCAGUUCAGUGAACUCAGCAACUUCAAAGUUGAAGAACAAUGGAAGCCAUGUGUGCCUGAGGUUGGUUGCUGGAAUUUUGAUGGUGUUGAAUUUAUAUUUAGGAAGCUAAUAAGUGUUUCAAAUAUAAUUAAUUUAAUGUUAAUUACGAUCAUUUUGUAAAUUGUGAUUUUUGCUUAGUUAUUUUAUUUUAUUUUAUUUUAUUCCUCUCUUUGUCGAUGGUUUAGGAAUCUUGUAAUCUAGGCCUCUAUCUCUCUUCUUUUCAAGAUUGUUGUGAAUUUAUUCUUACUUUGUGUAUCAUCUUUGCCUUUAGUUUUUGGAUUUUUCUUUUUGUUCAUUGUAGAGAUGAGAAUUUGUUUCCUUAGCAACUAUGGCAAAGGAUUGUGGAUGGAGUAUAUAUAAGGUAGAGACCUAACUUUUAA